CCUCCGCCGACCGCGGGCGUGCCUCCUUCCCCUAACGGGGUGUUUGAUCCGUAACUGAUCGCCUCCUUACUCGCCCCGCUGGGGAAGGGGUCUACUACAGCGACCUCGGAAGGGAAGCACUAUGCCCAUCUUACUGUUCCUGAUAGACACGUCUGCCUCUAUGAACCAGCGCAGCCAUCUGGGCACCACCUACCUGGACACGGCCAAAGGCGCGGUAGAGACCUUCAUGAAGCUCCGAGCCCGGGAUCCUGCCAGCAGAGGAGACAGGUAUAUGCUGGUCACUUUCGAAGAGCCUCCCUAUGCUAUCAAGGCCGGAUGGAAAGAAAACCAUGCAACGUUUAUGAAUGAACUGAAAAACCUGCAGGCAGAAGGACUUACGACUCUUGGCCAAUCCCUAAGGACAGCUUUUGAUUUGUUAAAUUUAAAUAGAUUAGUAACUGGCAUAGACAACUAUGGGCAGGGAAGAAACCCCUUUUUCUUGGAACCAGCAAUAAUUAUCACAAUCACCGAUGGGAGCAAGCUGACCACCACCAGUGGGGUGCAGGACGAGCUCCAUUUACCUCUUAAUUCUCCUUUGCCUGGAAGCGAACUGACCAAGGAGCCUUUCCGCUGGGAUCAGAGGCUCUUCGCGCUGGUGUUGCGCUUGCCGGGCACCAUGUCUGUCGAAUCGGAGCAGCUGACAGGCGUGCCCUUGGAUGACUCUGCGAUCACACCCAUGUGUGAAGUGACAGGCGGUCGCUCAUACUCCGUGUGCUCUCCGAGAAUGCUCAAUCAGUGUCUGGAGUCCCUGGUGCAGAAAGUGCAAAGUGGGGUGGUCAUAAACUUCGAAAAAGCAGGACCAGACCCUUCCCCUGUAGAAGAUGGGCAGCCAGAUAUAUCAAGGCCUUUUGGAUCUCAGCCUUGGCAUAGCUGUCACAAACUCAUAUACGUCAGACCAAACCCGAAAACGGGGGUUCCUAUAGGUCAUUGGCCCGUUCCAGAGUCCUUUUGGCCAGAUCAGAAUUCUCCAACAUUACCACCUCGUACGUCUCAUCCUGUAGUGAAGUUUUCCUGCACAGACUGUGAACCAAUGGUUAUUGACAAAUUGCCUUUUGACAAAUACGAGUUGGAACCUUCACCACUGACUCAGUUUAUCCUGGAAAGGAAAUCUCCUCAAACAUGUUGGCAGGUAUAUGUGAGCAAUAGUGCGAAAUACAGUGAACUGGGUCACCCGUUUGGUUACUUGAAAGCCAGUACGGCGCUGAACUGUGUCAACCUCUUUGUGAUGCCUUACAAUUACCCCGUCCUCCUUCCCCUUUUAGAUGACUUGUUUAAAGUACAUAAAGCAAAACCAACACUGAAAUGGAGACAGUCGUUUGAAAGUUAUUUGAAGACAAUGCCUCCCUACUACCUUGGGCCUUUGAAGAAAGCUGUUCGAAUGAUGGGGGCACCCAACCUCAUAGCGGAUAGCAUGGAAUAUGGCCUCAGUUACAGUGUCAUUUCAUACCUCAAAAAACUGAGUCAGCAGGCCAAAAUAGAAUCUGAUCGAGUCAUUGGAUCUGUAGGCAAGAAAGUAGUACAGGAAACUGGAAUUAAAGUCCGGAGCCGAUCACACGGCUUAUCAAUGGCCUAUAGGAAAGAUUUUCAGCAGCUGCUGCAGGGAAUUUCAGAGGACGUCCCUCAUAGACUGCUGGACCUGAACAUGAAGGAGUACACUGGGUUCCAAGUGGCUUUGCUCAAUAAGGACUUAAAGCCACAGACAUUCAGAAAUGCGUAUGACAUACCGAGACGGAACCUUUUGGACCACUUAACAAGAAUGAGAUUCAAUCUCAUGAAGAGCACCCGCAGGUUCCUUAAAGGACAGGAUGAAGAUCAAGUGCACAGUGUUCCUAUAGCACAAAUGGGGAAUUACCAGGAAUACCUCAAGCAAGUACCUUCUCCACUAAGAGAACUUGAUCCUGAUCAGCCUCGAAGGUUGCACACGUUUGGCAACCCCUUUAAGCUGGAUAAAAAGGGUAUGAUGAUAGAUGAAGCAGAUGAAUUUGUGGCUGGACCUCAAAAUAAACAUAAACGACCCGGAGAACCAAAUAUGCAAGGGAUCCCUAAAAGGCGUCGCUGCAUGUCCCCACUGCUGAGAGGCAGACAGCAGAACCCGGUCGUGAACAAUCACAUCGGAGGGAAAGGACCACCUGUACCUACGACUCAAGCACAGCCAGACCUCAUUAAACCCCUUCCUCUUCAUAAAAUUCCAGAAGUUAGUAAUGACUCGACAGUAGAUGGUGUGGUUGAAAAUCAUGUUGCUGACCAACUCUCGUCAGAUGUUACACCAAAUGCUAUGGAUACUGAGUUCGCAGCAUCUUCCCCGGCCAGUUUACUGGAACGACCAACCAAUCACACAGAGGCUCUCGGUCACGAUCAUUUAGGAACUAAUGACCUCGCUGUCGGUGGAUUUUUAGAAAAUCAUGAGGAGCCAAGAAAUAAAGUACAGUGUCCCGAAGAGAAUAUUCCGACAUCCUCACUCAGCAGAGGAAAGAAACUGGUGCAUUGCAGAAGCCAUGAAGAAGUCAACACUGAACUCAAAGCACAAAUAAUGAAAGAGAUUAGAAAGCCAGGAAGAAAGUACGAAAGAAUCUUCACUUUGCUGAAGCAUGUGCAAGGCAGUUUACAGACGAGACUAAUAUUUUUACAAAAUGUCAUCAAAGAAGCAUCAAGGUUUAAAAAAAGAAUGCUAAUAGAACAGCUGGAGAACUUCCUGGAUGAAAUUCAUCGAAGAGCCAAUCAGAUCAACCAUAUUAAUAGCAAUUAAAAGAAAACAGAAUGUGGCCACUUAUUUCACUAUAUCUUCUCCAAAUACAAAGUAAUUACAAGACUGUUGUGAUUUUGCAUUCAUUUUUUGACAUGCAUUGUUGGCUAUUUGAGAUACUAAGAGCAAGUCUGCAGAUCCUUUUCUCAUCAUUUUACAGUGACCUUUCCUUCAUUUUUGUUUAUUUUUGUAAUGUGAAAAGUAUCACGCUAAAAAAAUUUUUAUUUAACAAACUAAAAAUAUUCCUCCAAAUCUCUUGCUUGUCAUUGACUCUUGCGUGUCAAUUUCCCUCAGGUUCUAUUUUCUUAAACCAACCUUUAAAAUUGUCACCUCUGUUAAGGUUGAACUUUGCCAAAAAAAAAUAAAAAAAGAAGUUACUUUGUAAUUUUUGGGGAAAAAAGCACAUACAUUAAAACUAGGUAAUGUUUUGUAUAUACAGUUAUUUUGGAUAUAUUAUUGUAAGUUGUACAAAUGUAUUUUGAAGAAUAUUUAAGAAAAGCACUUUUGUUAUUCCAUCAAUAAAUGCUCUAUUUUACUCUUGUGUGGUUUAGGAAAUAGUCACAUUUAAAACUAUCUGAAGCUAAUGGAAUUUUAAAAGCUUUGCUUUCUAGCAUUGGACAAAUGCACCACUUGAAGUUCCUGUGUGUUAACCCUGACUGUAAUUACAUGGUACCUGGCCUGCGUGUCUUUUUACUCUGUUCUUAGUUUUCUUGGUCACACGACCUCCUCCCAUUUCCGCCUGGCAACGGAAACAGCGUCUGUAGUGGAUAGGCGGAUAAUUCAGAAGCAGACACCUUUGGACAUUAUUUGGUUUCCUUACUUUUCUUCAACCCCUGUUCCUCUCUCACUAGGAUUGUGGGUGGCCCUUAGUGAGGGAGUUGUCAGUUUGGGGCACAUCGUCUGUCCUACUCUGAAACAUCUAGCCUUUAGCAGUUUGGUGUCCUGCUUCCAGAAGUCCCGUAACAAAUUGGGGGCUCCAGUGGGGUCUCUUGGUUCUUCUCUGCUGUUCUCAUCCUUAAGCUCUCCAUUUUAUUCAGAAGCUAAGUGGAAAGGAAACACAUUUAAGAUGACUUUGCUCAUUUGCAUUACCCCCCUCCCCCUUACCCAGGACAAGGGAAAACCGACACUGUUCCUGUCCACCCUCAGUAGAAUGGCUUUGUGUGCCCUUACUAAGGGCGCGACCCAGGGACCCGACUCACUCACCACUUGUGUUCUCACUGCUGUGCCUUGUAGUGCUUGGGGUAACCAGUAGAGAAAGGUUAAAAUGGAUUUAGAUUAUGUGGGUGAAAUAAAUUUAUAAAGUUAUACUAAAUUUGGAGUAUUUUUAGGUUCAUACCAUUUAAAAUGACAUACCCUUUAGCAGAACACUUUAAAUUUCAAUGAAAUUUAACUUUUUAUGAAGAAAAUCAUAGAUGAAAGUGGAGAGAGAACACAGUUGAGCUCUGUUCAUUUUAGUCUAGGGUGUUGGAAGCUCUCCCAGUACUAAAGACAGAGCCUGUCAAGAAAGAGAGGUAUAUGUAACGUCAUGUAGUGUUUUCAUAGGCAAUACUUUAAGCCUUUUUUAUCUCUACCGAACACCCGUAAGUGAAGCAGGAUAUCAUUUAAUAGAUGGAAUUGUUAGGGUAGUUACCAACAGCCACAUUGCUGAAUUCAGCAAGAGCUGCACAAAAUCCGGAAUAUUUUGUCUGGUCUUAAAUUAUAUACAUACUUAGAUUCUGAGAUUAAUGGAAGGGCUUACAGACAAGUCAUUCAAAGUUCAUGCUUAAGAAGAAUUAGGAAAGGGAUUCGGUCUGAUACUCGAGUGGCCUGCCUUACGAAAAUCUUACUUCCAUUUUGAAGGUUACUCUGGAGGUGGUAAUCCUGAAGGGCCUUGACCUUUAACCCAUUAUGGGGAUGAGCCCUAGAGGGGGUUGGAAGGAAGCAGUUUGUCAGUCUCUUCUUUUUGUCCUCAAUCUCUGCCACCAUGCUCUGCCCCCUCAUCCGGAAACCUAGUCACAAGGUUGGAAACCCAUUGAAACUCAAGCUUAAUAUUCCAUCUCUGUGUUGAGAAGCUGAGCAUAUUAGUUCGAUGAGUGCAGUACUGUAGCAUUCUUGUAAGCAAAGGAGAAGGGGAGGGCAUUUGAGGAAAAUAACCAGGUCUUUCAGGCCCUUUCGGUCACUGGGUGACUAGGCUGGACAGAUGGUAUUUUCCAACAGUUAAGUCUUGAGAUUAAGAUAGUUUUCUUGAAUGGCCUCAUGGGUCUCAUUUGUCAAUUGAUUUAGUCAUUAUUUGCCUUUAUUAGUAAGAUUGAUUGACUUGGUGUACUGAAGGCUGAGACUCACUCUUAUCUCUUCAAUACCCACCACCAGAAGAGUGCCCACUUCACUCUGUGCGAUGUGCCCUGGGAGGGCAAGCACCUCCCAGGGACGGAAACUAACUCACAGGGUCUCUGUGUAGAUGUGCGGCGGGUGGUGGCACUGGCUUUGGAUUAGCCUUGACUUUCAUUCUCUGUUGACUAAGGCAGCUCUGCAAACACCUGUCAUUGAAAUAGUGGUGUGUCUUUUACUGCUGCAAAGAUUGUACAGUCAUUUUUAUGCAGUUGGAUUCCAAAAAAGGAAUUGUUCUCUUAACUACCAUCGACCUUUAUCGGCUAUCAGCUUUUGACAAUGACCUUUCUGUUCAAAUGUAGUGCUGUCUCUUUCUGCAGGAAGUGGAAGCUGUCAUUUUCUCAUCUUUCAUUUUUGACAUGUAUUCUUUCUAAGGGCUCUCCGACUGUUCUGAGUGAUAUGUGACAUUUUCAUCUAAUAUAUAUGGGGUUGGGAUGUUUACUAGCAGGACAUUCUGUUAAUGGACCUUUUCUCCCCAAAUAAUCCCAAAAUAGAUUAUUUCCUAGUGAACGGUCAUUUUCAUCCUUUUUGUCACAAAAGUGUUCCUUUGAUUUCUAGCACAAGUUACAGCAGUAUGCAAAUGAUUCUCAGAUAAAAUGAUGUUGACAGUAUUUCCUUAAAAAUUUGUGUAAAGCCUAUACGUAAUUUUCAUUAUUCUAACUUGACUUUUUUCUCUCCAUAAAUAAAAAUAAUGCCUGAUGUUUAGUUAAAGUAGAUCCACUUUUGCUUGAUUUUAUUAGUCUUGUUCCAUCCUAUUUCUUUUUAAACACAUUGUUUAAACUUGCCAACAACUCUUUACUGAGAAUCUCUUUUCCUUCCUGGGCUGAUAAAUAAUUACCAGAUGGGGAGGGGGGCAUUAAGAGGAUUAAUUUAAAUAGUUUGUUCAAUGUUGUUGAUGCUAAAGGACUUCUGCUUCUCCUUCUGGUGUGCUAAGGAUUUGCCAAUACCAUACCAUUUGGGGGGAUUACGAUG
Artibeus jamaicensis (Jamaican fruit-eating bat) is the source of this 6121-nucleotide messenger RNA. It is a transcript of the gene INTS6, whose product is annotated as integrator complex subunit 6. Gene Ontology annotation, cellular component: integrator complex. The transcript is spliced from 19 exons. Lineage: Eukaryota; Metazoa; Chordata; Mammalia; Chiroptera; Phyllostomidae. Gene Ontology annotation, biological process: snRNA 3'-end processing. The record is from RefSeq and is a predicted model, not a curated record. The coding region runs from base 122 to 2785 and encodes 887 amino acids.